This is a messenger RNA of Lactuca virosa, 300 nucleotides long. Lineage: Eukaryota; Viridiplantae; Streptophyta; Magnoliopsida; Asterales; Asteraceae. The record is from the annotation of a GenBank genome assembly.
AUGGUCGAAGGUUUCUUAGUGGGGAAGAUGAACAUGAUGCUAGGAACCACUCGAUCUAGGCAGAUACGUCAGCAAUAUCGGUUGCCAUAUGCCGGAGUCGCCGAAGACAUUCUCGUGACAGACGUCAGAGUCGCCAGAGAUGGAGACAUGGCGUAUGAGCGGCCAGAGACGGAGACAUGGCGUAUUAGCGGGGUUUUUUUCUCAUCUCACCAAAAACUCUCCCUAUCUGAUGUAUGUUGCAGGUGUGUGAUGGUGAAUAACAAUCGAAGCACUAAUUUUGGUGAUGAGAGUGUGAGUUGA